GUGACGCCAUCAAACCGCGACGCUGCGUGGUGGCUGCGGGGCUAUGCGUCUGGGUAAUCGCUGGUGGCUGGGGCGUCUUGUGCUGUGGUGCUUUGACUCCCUACCGCUCUGCUGUGCCAGGACCUGGGGUGGUUGUAGGGGCCGGAUGGCAGAAACACUGUCCACGGGAGUCGGGGCAGCGGGCGGACUGAGGGCUCCAGCUCAGCAAAACGGAGACGGUGGUAGUGACGCUAGGGGCGAGCCGCUCCUGGGGCCCCCAGAGCCAGCGGGCCCUGUAGCCGAGCCGACUCCCGGGAGCGGGGAGCAAACCUCCGCUCCAACCGCCGACGCAGGCAAGCGGAAGAAGCGGCGGGGCGCUGCUGGAGAGCGCGUCGUGCCGCCCCCGAAGAAGCGGCGAACUGGGGUCAGCUUUGGUGACGAGCACUUCGCCGAGACCAGUUACUACUUCGAGGGCGGCCUGCGCAAGGUGCGACCCUAUUACUUCGACUUUCGGACCUACUGCAAAGGCCGCUGGGUGGGCCACAGCUUGCUGCACGUCUUCAGCACCGAGUUCCGAGCCCAGCCGCUGGCCUACUACGAGGCAGCAGUCCGGGCCGGCCGCCUGCACCUCAACGAGCAGCCAGUGCAUGACCUCAGCGUCCUGCUCAAGGACAAUGACUUCUUGAGGAACACGGUGCACAGGCAUGAGCCACCAGUCACAGCAGAGCCUGUUCGCCUGCUAGCUGAGAACGAAGAUGUGGUGGUUGUGGACAAGCCUUCCUCCAUUCCUGUCCACCCCUGUGGUCGCUUUCGACACAACACAGUCAUCUUCAUCCUGGGCAAGGAACACCAAUUGAAGGAGCUACACCCAUUGCAUCGGCUUGACCGCCUAACCUCAGGGGUGCUCAUGUUCGCCAAGACAGCUGCUGUCUCAGAGAGGAUUCAUGAGCAAGUUCGGGACCGGCAGCUGGAGAAGGAGUACGUGUGCCGAGUAGAAGGGGAGUUCCCCGCCGAGGAGGUGACCUGCAAGGAACCCAUCCUAGUGGUAUCUUACAAGGUAGGAGUGUGCCGUGUGGAUCCCCAGGGCAAGCCUUGUGAGACCCUGUUCCAGAGACUGAGCUACAAUGGCCAUUCCAGCGUGGUACGAUGCCGGCCUCUCACAGGCCGGACCCACCAGAUUCGAGUCCACCUGCAGUUCCUGGGCCACCCCAUUCUCAAUGACCCCAUCUACAAUUCAGUCGCCUGGGGCCCUUCCCGAGGCCGAGGUGGCCACAUUCCCAAGACAGAUGAGGAGUUGCUCCGGGACCUGGUGGCAGAGCACCAGGCCAAACAGAGCCUGGACGUGCUGGACCUCUGUGAGAGUGACCUGGCCCCAGGACUCCCAGACUCUACAGCUUCCUCCUCACAGCUGGCCAAGGACAGCCUGGAGGAGUUGACUACCACUGCUCAGAAGACAGAUGGAGUAGUUGAGGCAGCCCCUCAGGAUCUGGGCACGAUGGCCUUGGCAUCAGAGAAGGCAGCUGAAACAGACGUUACAGAUCAAGAGACAGACCCUCUCUGUACAGAGUGUCGACUGGUGCGACAGGACCCCUUGCCCCAAGACCUUGUAAUGUUCCUGCAUGCCCUCUGCUAUAAAGGGCCAGACUUUGAGUAUGUUUCACCCAUGCCUGCCUGGGCUCAGGAUGACUGGCAAGGGGACUGAGAGCUUCUUGGAUGUGGGGGACAGGGAUGAGGCAGGGACUUCCCCAGGGCCGGGUACUCAGGGUUUCUCCAGGAGUGGGGGUGGGCUCUAAAGGGACCUGUUCGUACUUGCUACCUCCUUCCUUCCUCCUCCAGCUGGAGUCAGGGUUAUUUUGGCUUUGUAAAUAUAUCCCCUUUUCUAAUACCUUGUGUAUCUGGCUUUCUUACUGUUUGUUUCUUUUCUUUUUCAAAUUGAAGUAAAAUUCACACAAUGAACCACCUUAAGAUGUAUAGUUUAGUGACAUUUAGUAUAUUCACAGUGCUGUGCAACCAUCACCUCAUAUAAUUCCAAAACACAUUUCUUACCCUAAAAAGAAAUCUGUACCUAUUAAGCAUUUCCUGUCAUCCCCACCACCAGCCCGGGUAACCAUUUAUUAACAUCUGCCUUAAUGGAUUUGUCUGUUUGUAUAGGUGGAAUCAUAUACUGUGUGACCUUUUGUGUCUUUCACUUAGCAUAAUGUUUACAAGAGUCAUCUAAUUUAUAGCUUGCAUCAGUAUGUACUUCAUUUUUUAUGGCAGUAUUCCACUGCAUGGGUAUACCACAUUUUGUGUAUUCAUUUGUCAGUUGAUGAAUAAUUACACUGUUUCUACCUUUUGGCUAUUGCGAA
Chinchilla lanigera (long-tailed chinchilla) is the source of this 2327-nucleotide messenger RNA. RefSeq names its product RNA pseudouridylate synthase domain containing 2 (gene Rpusd2). Gene Ontology annotation, molecular function: RNA binding; pseudouridine synthase activity. The transcript has 3 exons. Bases 44 to 1681 code for a protein of 545 amino acids. Gene Ontology annotation, biological process: pseudouridine synthesis. The record is from RefSeq and is a predicted model, not a curated record. Lineage: Eukaryota; Metazoa; Chordata; Mammalia; Rodentia; Chinchillidae.